Molecule: messenger RNA, 884 nt
Organism: Nilaparvata lugens (brown planthopper)
Lineage: Eukaryota; Metazoa; Arthropoda; Insecta; Hemiptera; Delphacidae
Exons: 6
Coding region: 86-784 (232 amino acids)
Source: RefSeq, a predicted model, not a curated record
AUUUCAGGCUUUAGAAGCAAUCUACAAAUAUCUACAGAGGAUUGGUGUUGUUACCAACUCAUCUCUCACAGAAACCUUGGGAUUUAUGGCAUGCAGUUCGUGUCUGCUGUAUGUGUUGAGAGCCGGACAUCACCACAACCUCCGUACAUUGAUGUGGUUCUUCACACCUCCAAAAGUCAAACUUCAACCCGCAACUGACUCAAACCCAUGUCCCCACGAAGGAGAAUGUAGGAGCUACAUUAUUUUGAGUAGUCUCAAAUACUUUGGCUUGGGCUUCACACUUCAGAUGGUUCGGAAUAUUAUCAAAGAGCCAAGACAUCUCAUUCUUCACCCGACCAAUCUGUUCAGCUGUUUCCUGUCUUUGGAGACGUAUCUACUGGGUAUAUUCACCGGAGGAUAUGCACUGUCUUAUAAGCUAAUAAACUGUUGGUUGUGCCAAUGGCUGGGGAAGGACUCACCACUCUACGCUAUUCCUGCAGGGUUUCUAGCAGGAAGUUUCUACGCUGUACAACCAAAUCUACCUAUUGUUCUUAUCGCGCUGGCAAACCUUUUAAAGGUAACAUCGCAAUACCUGACAUUUAUUGGCGUCAUACCCAAUUAUCCAUGGGAAGAGUUGUCUUUCAUGUUGUGCAGCGGCCUCCUAUUCCACAUAAGAACAAUGCAUCCUCAAAUUUGUCCGAAGCAAGCUAUUCGGCUCAUGAGCACUAUGACUGGAACCAGAGCUGACGAUAUCUACUCCGCUUUCAAGAAGAACAUUGACAUAGUUCGGUUUUUGUCACCGUAGUUUAUUAUUGUUUAGUACACUAUCCAACUCUUAUUUCGAUAAUUGUCUCUUCUCAAACAUUAUUAUUAUUAUGAGAUACAAUAAAUAGUCAAUAAGAGUC